AGCCUUUGGCUGAAUCUCAAGGUGGCAAAGGAUCUUGGCCUCCAGAGAGCUAAGCUGAAGGACCCGGGAGCACACCAGCAGCACCAGGACACCAGCAACAGUCACUUCACCAGCCCAGUAACCGGCUCACACAACUCUUGCCUCCGGCGGCAGGAAGAUCUUCCCUUCUCACCUCUGGCGAGCAAUCCCUGGGCUGGACUCCUUCGCCUCUCCUCCGGCUUUUAGCAGAAGUGGCCACAAGGUGUCCGGAACCCCUCUGGCAGCCACUAUCUCUAGCAGCAGGACGCUAGAAAAGGCAAGCUAAAAGCCUUGGAGCCCUCCAGGAUCCAGGAAGCAGAAGGACAGCAAAGCUGAAUAACAGGACAUGGAAAGUUCAAAACUGACCAAGAAAAGAGCUGGUCGGAAGAGGCAGAGAUGCAGAUCUCCAGCCCUGCCCCAAAGGAACAUCGUGGGCUGCAGAAUUUCUCAUGAGUGGAAAGAAGGAGAUGAGCCGAUCACACAAUGGAAAGGGACUGUACUGGAUCAGGUGCCAGUAAACCCCUCCCUGUACCUGGUGAAAUAUGAUGGGAUUGACUGUGUGUAUGGGCUGGAACUUCACACAGAUAAGAGGGUAUUGUCCCUAAAAGUUCUUUCUGACAAGGUGGCAUCAUCCCGAGUCACCGAUGCCAGCCUUGCUGAUGCCAUAAUUGGCAAAGCAGUGAAACAUAUAUUUGAGGGUGAGNAUGGCUCUAAGGACGAGUGGAGGGGGAUGGUCCUGGGCCAAGCGCCUAUCUUGGAUAGCAACUUUUAUAUUACUUAUGAGAGAGAUCCCGUAUUAUACAUGUACCAGCUUCUGGAUGAUUAUAAAGAGGGUGACCUCCGUAUUAUGGAGGCGUUCAGUGAUCCCCCUCCUUUAGACAUCGACCUGGAGCUUGUGGAUGGCCUGAUAGGAAAAGACGUGGAAUACACCAAAGAUGACGGCUCCAGGAGGGUCGGAAUGGUCAUUCACCAGGUUGAAGCCAAGCCUACUGUAUACUUCAUCAAGUUUGAAGAUGAUUUCCAUAUCUAUGUCUACGACCUGGUAAAACACUGCUAACCAUUUGUUACUGCAUUAUCACAACUGUAGAAAUAAAGUUAAUUUCUUUGGAA
Mus caroli (Ryukyu mouse) is the source of this 1128-nucleotide messenger RNA. Lineage: Eukaryota; Metazoa; Chordata; Mammalia; Rodentia; Muridae. The record is from RefSeq and is a predicted model, not a curated record.